CGCCUCUCUCUUCGAAAAUGGCAAGUGGUGCGUUCUUACUCGGGAUCUUCUCUUCCUUCUGAGUUCUGGAAGGGGAAACAAGCACAGGCCUCACUGGACUCGCUGCCGCCCGCCCGCCCGGCCGUCCGGCCGGGAUUUCGCCGCCUCUCGCCAAGCAUAGAAGCGGUGCCCUAGUUCCAGACAUUUGGGGGAAAACGAGGAUGAUGGCAGGAAUUCAUCACAUGGAGCAACUUGGAUUUGGCGAUACGCAGCACUUUGAGCUCCUGCCACUGGGAACAGGUGUUGUUUCUCAGGAAGAAUGCUCGUCAUCUGACCCUGAAACUAACUGUGAUUUGGAGCAGGAUUUGCAGCAUAUUCACAACAGUUACAAUGCUUUGCAAGAAAUGGUUGACAUAGGAAUGCCGGUUGUGCUAAAUCCUGAGGUUCUAAUGUGCGGCACAAAUUUGCAUGUGGAGCCUCAACUAACUUUUUCAUCGGAUGGGUUGAAGAUUGAAUAUGUGGAUUCAGAUUCAGGUCAAGAUCUAUUUUGGGAAAUUUCUGACAUCAUUUCGAUCGAUUCUAAAUGGAUUCAGAUGGUUCAAUCUGCCUUGAUAACUCUCCAUGUUAGAUCCAGUGCAGAGACGGUAAAUUCAGGUCCUGUUAAAGUAGAAUUUUGUCUUGCUGAUCCACAAUGGGAGUGGAAACAACAAAAGAUUUGGCAACUUGAUUCAAGAUAUCAGGAAGCCUGGAAGAACAUUGAAUCAGAUGAUUUUGCAUCACAAAAUUGGAGCACUGAUCCCAGUUUAUGUUUCCCUGAGCAAUAUUUUUGUGGCAUUGGUGACUUUGAAGAAUUUACCUAUCCUAAAGGAGACCGUGAGGCUGUUUCCAUCAGCAGCAGAGAUGUUGAGCUGCUUCUUCCUGAAAUAUUCGUCAAUGAUACAAUAAUUGACUUCUAUAUCAAACACUUGAGCACAAGAAUUGAACCCACUGAAAGGAGUAGGUACCACUUCUUCAAUAGCUUCUUUUUUCGCAAGCUGGCAGAUCUUGACAAAGAUCAAGAGAAAGCUCCAAAAGGUAGAGAAGCAUUUUUAUGUGUCCGUAAGUGGACCCGCAAAAUAGACAUAUUUGCUAAAGACUUUCUGUUUAUUCCAGUGAACUUCAGCUUGCAUUGGAGCUUACUUGUUAUUUGUUAUCCUGGAGAAGUGGACACAUUUAAUAAAGAUGGCGAUGCAAGGGUUGCUGGUAAACUUCCAUGUAUAAUGCAUAUGAAUUCUAUAAAGGGAACUCAUAGUGGACUAAAGGACGUUAUUCAAAGUUAUUUAUGGGAAGAAUGGAAGGAAAGGCAUCCGGAAUCAGCGUCAGAUAGUUCAGACAAGUUCUUGAACCUGAGAUUUCUCUCCCUCGAGCUCCCCCAGCAAGACAAUUUAUUUGAUUGCGGUUUGUUCUUACUCCAUUAUGUGGAACGUUUCCUCACGGAUGCUCCCAGUUUCUUCAACCCAAUGAAGAUCGAUGUAUUUUCAAGCUUUCUUGGCGAUGAUUGGUUUGUACCUGCUGAAGCAUCUCUGAAGCGUUCAGUGAUUCGGAAGUUAAUCCAUGAGUUGGUGACAGAACCUUCUAAAACCUAUCCAAAAUUAGUUUGUGGUGAUGAGAAGCAUGACAUAAGUCAUCAUAAAAGUGAAAAGGCCAUGGUAGAACCUCCUAGAGAGUACCUCGCGCAGGGACAUUGUGCUGCUGAACCUGAUUCAGUUUGCAGAAUUCUUGGAGCACAUCAACAAUCCAAACUAAUCUGCUUUAACAAUUCUGAAAAGGGGCUAUCUGUUCCUGGGUGCAUUUUUGAGACCGAAGGGUUUUCAGUGGUAGGUCAACAAGAGAUGCAGGUGUGUCCAUCGGACGAUGAUGUUGUUGUUUGUUCACCAAGCCAGGAUGCAAAGAACGACAUAUGUGAUCUUUCUGAAGACACACGUUCUGUCAUGAUAGAUGAUAUGAACAACAGCGUUGCUGAAUGUUCUUCAGAAAGGAGUACUUUGGAAGCUCUGGAUCCUGGUUCAGUGGAAGAUGGUACCAAAGCUGAGAAGACUACCAAAACCGCAGGUACUAUCAAUGACAGUGAGCAGUACGUUUCAUCAGAGUCAAGAGAUGGAAACAGUGGUAGUAUCAUGAGCAGUGGCAGUGCAGUUUCCUGUGGGUUGAAAGAGGAAAAUGUUGCAUGUGGCAGGACAAAUGGAACCAGCGAACCUCAUGCAGAUGGUGAAGAUACUUGCCAGAAAUUAGCAACAGGUGAUGUAGCUCCUUGUGAAGAUGACACAACUUGCACCAAUGCUGAGAUUCAACAUGUUAACGGCAUCAGCACCUCCAGUGCGAAGGAUGAAACAUAUUCUGAGAAGGCAACAUCUAAUGCUGAAAGACCUCUGCUUGGUAGCACCUUUGAAGAUAAGAGUAUACUAGUUUCUGAUGACAUGUGCUUGCUGAAAGGUGUUCAGUUUACUGACAUCAAAGGUAGCACAAAGGAGGAAACUAGCACAAUAUCAGAUAAGGUCAAUGACAGCACACAGGAUGCUUCAUCUGAGUCCAGAAAUGGAAACACCGACAAUAAUAUUGCAGUUGAAAGUACUCAAGGAACUGAUGCAGAUGGCCAUGCAUUGGUGGCUUUUCCCUGUGAAGUUGGCAUUGAUGCUGAGAUGCCUCCACAUGUUGAUGUCACCUGCAGUUCAAAGGACGAGAACAAGUCAACCUCUGAUAGCGUUUGCGAGGCUAAGAAUAUGAAAGUCUCUGAGGAUUUUCGUUCAACAUCGGAAGAUGAUAUCAUAGAAGGUAGCACCAAGAAGGAAACUGACACAGCUGCGGAUAAGAUGAAUGGAGUUGGCAGUGGCAGUGAGAAGCAUGAUGUUUCGUCUGAGGCAAACAAUGAAAUAUGUUGUGUGGGUGCUAAAAGACCGUUUCCUGAUGGCAGCACCUGCGAGGCUAAGAGGAUGCAAGCCUGUGAGGAUUUCCGGUCAACAUCAGAAGAGGAUAUCAUAGAAGGUAGCGCAAAGGAGGAAACGGAUACAGCUGCGGGCAAGCUGAAUGGUAGUGAGCAGGAUGCCUCACAUGAUUCAGAAGAUGGAAACACUGACUGGGCUGGCAGUGAUAGUGAGCAUGAUGCUACGUCCAAGGCGAAAACUGAAAAAUGUUGCAUGGGUGCUAAAAGAUCGUUUUCUGAUAGCAGCAUCCACGAGGCCAUGGAGAUGGUGACAUUUGACAAGAAGUUCUGGAAAGUCCACUCCGAGCGUGUGGGUGGAAGAUUUGGGCGGUGGUACAAGCGGCGCAUAGUUUGGAAGCGGCGGAAGGUGAUUUCCCGGACACCUCCAUCGUCGCCGGAAUCUGCGUCUUUGUAUUGGCCAUGUAGAUAAGCUGCAUUUGUUGACCCAAGGCCCAAAGAGUCCCUUAACCCUUAGCAAUAUGAAAUCCUGAUGUCUGGCUGCCUGACUAAAUCUGGCAGUGUUUUGCGCAUGCCUGAAUUUAAGUAGCGGUGUAAAGUGAGGUUGGAUGGGUCCCUGACUGGAGGGAGAUUAGGUUGUUUCGUCUGUGUUUACUUGUUCUCUAUAUAUGUGUCCAGUAGGUGGAUGAUGAUUCAUCUGGUUCA
Lolium perenne is the source of this 3601-nucleotide messenger RNA. RefSeq lists its product as uncharacterized. Gene Ontology annotation, biological process: proteolysis. Gene Ontology annotation, molecular function: cysteine-type peptidase activity. Lineage: Eukaryota; Viridiplantae; Streptophyta; Magnoliopsida; Poales; Poaceae. The record is from RefSeq and is a predicted model, not a curated record.